This is a messenger RNA of Striga asiatica, 375 nucleotides long. The record is from the annotation of a GenBank genome assembly. NCBI's taxonomy places the organism in Eukaryota, Viridiplantae, Streptophyta, Magnoliopsida, Lamiales, Orobanchaceae.
AUGCAAACUACUCCAUGCGUGAGAAAAGUUAAGAGAAUGUCUGUUAAACUCGGCAGAAGUCGAGUCGGAGGCGGGGCGUCGAACCUUUAUGUCGGAGCCUCGGAGGUGAGGCGGGUCUUAGAGGCAAGGCGAGGAGCGGCCGGAGCUUUUGGGUCGGACUUCGGAGGUGAGGCGUCGAGCGGUCGAGGCGCGAAGAAGAGGCUUUGUCGGACUUCGCGAGUGUGUACUGUGUCGAGAGGCUUAAGACGCCGGACCGCCGGAGAUAGCGACUGUGAGAGAGAGGCGACGAGUGAUGGAGUGAGUAGGGAUGGUGCGGUUGUGGCUGUGCGAGAGCGAGAUGCAAAGGGACAGAAAUUUCUCUUUUCUCAAACCUAA